Molecule: messenger RNA, 1154 nt
Organism: Salvia miltiorrhiza (redroot sage)
Lineage: Eukaryota; Viridiplantae; Streptophyta; Magnoliopsida; Lamiales; Lamiaceae
Exons: 6
Coding region: 154-654 (166 amino acids)
Source: RefSeq, a predicted model, not a curated record
AUCUCUAUCCUUGUUACCAACACCCACACACCAAACAGAAGCCCUUCUUCACGAAUUUAACGUCGUGCUCCACUGCUCUGUUGUUGCAACAGCACGCCGCCGACUCUGUUUAUCCCCACUGAUUUCGCAUUCAGUUCAAGUUCAAUUUUCGCAAUGUCACACGCCCUGACGAUGAUGGUUCAGUCGCCGGCGUGUUUCGCCGCGAAGAAAAAGUCACCACCUCCGCCACCGCCUAAAACCCAACGGCAGAAAUCCGCCACCCAUGGGUUCGGCGGCGAGAAGAAAACUCCCGUGUGGCAAUGCGUGGAGAAGUGCGGCGCAUGCUGCAAACUCGACAAGGGCCCCACUUUUCCUUCCCCUGAAGAAAUAUUCGACGACCCUUCUGAUGUCGAGCACUACAAUAGCUUGGUUGGCCAAGAUGGGUGGUGCAUACACUAUGAUAAGAGCUCUAGAAAAUGUUCGAUAUAUGCUGAUCGUCCAUAUUUUUGCCGAGUUGAGCCAGAGAUUUUUCAUAGAUUAUACGGGAUUGACAAGAAAAGAUUCAACAAAGAAGCAUGCAGUUGUUGUGCAGACACUAUUAAGACUGUGUACGGAACAAAUUCACAAGAGUUAGAGAAGUUCAACAAUGCAAUAUGGAGCAAAAGUUCUAAAUGAAAGGAUCUUGCACGGAAAGAAUUUGGAACGAAGUUGUUAUUAGAUUGUUACCAUAUGAGAAGUGGAGCAGCGGAAGACAUACUUUUUUUUAUAACUAGUAGUCUCUUGCAGUUCCUGUUUUCUGCCACAAAGAGCUCAUUGAAGAUUGUCUUAUGAAGAGGCGUAAUCGUCUGCUAUGACAUACUGUAUCCAUGCUAAUUAACUACGACGAGCUGAUGACAAGUCAUAUCAUCUGGUGUUCUUCAAACAAGCGAAAGAGACGAAGCAUUGCUAAAGCAUCCACUCUAUGAUGUGCCCCGGAACGAAGAAUUGAAAUGUAUUCAUCUUGUGUGCACUGGAAUUCAUUCUCAGUAGGUUAUAACACGGUGCAGUACCAUGUACAUUUUGUGCGGUAGAGAAGAUGAUAUAUGAUAAACAAAAAAGGAAAAGAAAAAGGAAUCAUUUGUUGGUGACUUGUUGCUACUGAAUCUCUUCAUCUUUACAUUGGCAGUUUGAUAAUA